Molecule: messenger RNA, 2447 nt
Organism: Pyrus x bretschneideri (Chinese white pear)
Lineage: Eukaryota; Viridiplantae; Streptophyta; Magnoliopsida; Rosales; Rosaceae
Product: suppressor of mec-8 and unc-52 protein homolog 2
Exons: 11
Coding region: 172-1908 (578 amino acids)
Biological process (GO): mRNA splicing, via spliceosome
Cellular component (GO): nucleus
Source: RefSeq, a predicted model, not a curated record
GUGCGUUUCAAGUCUAAGGGUUCAUCCGUAAUUAUACCGCGCAACGAAAUCCUCCCUGCAAUCUUGUUCCACAGCGACCUCGUUUUCGCGAGUUCGCCACCGCUCUGCAAACCCUAAUUACUACAAUUUGAAAAUUCUCUUCCUCCGCCCUAAUUCCAAUUCGAUAUCCCAAUGGCACCGACGACUUCGUCGAAGAAAAAUUACAAGGAGAAAGUUACUCGCCGCAAGGAGGAGAAAGCGGCGGAGCAACCGGAUUUGCCGAAAUACAGAGAUAGAGCUAAGGAGCGAAGAGAAGAUCAAAAUCCCGAUUAUGAGCCGACUGAAUUGGGUUCUUUCCAUGCGGUUGCGCCUCCCGGGAACAUUGAUCUCCGGGCAGCUGAGGUGCAGAAGUUAUCCAUUGAGAAGAGCAAGUAUCUUGGAGGUGAUGUGGAGCACACACAUUUGGUCAAAGGAUUGGAUUACGCUUUACUUAACAAAGUAAGAAGUGAGAUUGACAAAAAGCCAGAUGAUGGAGAUGAUGUUGAUGCAAAAUCUAGAGCAUCUAAGGAAGACCAAAAGUUGUCAUUUCGCACCGCUACUGCAAAGUCAGUUUACCAAUGGAUAGUCAAGCCCCACGCCGUUAUCAAAACCAAUGAGAUGUUCCUUCCUGGUAGAAUGUCAUUUAUUUUUAACAUGGAGGGUGGAUACAGUCAUGACAUCCCAACCACCUUGCAUAGGAGUAAAGCAGACUGUCCACAGACAGAGGAAGCGGUAACUGUCAAUGUUGAUGGUUCUGUACUUGACCGAAUUGCUAAAAUCAUGUCAUAUCUUCGUCUUGGAUCUUCUGGGAAGGUUCUCAAGAAGAAAAAGAAGGAAAAAGAUGCAAGAGGAAAGAUUUCAAUUGGUAAUGAGUAUGAUGGAGAGGAUAAGCCCUUGAAGCCUGAUGUUGGGAUUUCGAAGAAUGAAACUAAAAGAGAGAUUUUGCCACCACCACCUCCACCCCCUCCCAGGAAAAAUCACAUAGAUUCAAAAGCACCACAAGGCCCAACUAUUGCCAGAGUAGAUGAGGAUGACAUUUUUGUUGGGGAUGGCGUUGACUAUGUUGUUCCUGGUAAAGACUUGAGUCUAAGCCCUCUUUCCGAAGACAUGGAAGAGUCUCCUCGGAACAAGGAAAGAGUUUCUUAUUUUGAUGAACCUGCUUAUGGUCCCGUCCAACCCGUCCAACCCGUCCAACCCUAUGGGGUGCCUCAAGAAUGGCAAGAUAUGAACGGAUACGAUGCGGCACAAACACAGCCAAUGGCUGAUGCCUACCAGGGAGAGUGGCCAGAAUACCAAUAUGCAGAGCAAAUGUCUUAUCCUGAACAAUACCUCCAGCCAAAUAUGGAAGGUUACGAUGCGCAAACAGGCUUAAACAUGCAGGAUCCACGCUUUAUGACUCAAGAGCAGAAGGAUCGGGGUUUAGGAUCCGUGUUUAAGCGGGAUGACCAAAGACUUCAACAAUUAAGGGAGAAAGAUGCCCGAGAAAAGGAUCCCAACUUCAUCUCGGAGAGUUAUUCUGAAUGUUACCCUGGCUACCAAGAAUAUAAUCGUGAGGUUGUUGACAGCGACGAUGAAGAUGACUUGUCAAAAAUGGAUAUGGGUGGACGAGCUAAGGGUCGUCUUCAUCGGUGGGACUUCGAGACAGAAGAAGAAUGGGCAACAUACAAUGAGCAAAAGGAAGCUAUGCCCAAGGCAGCUUUCCAGUUUGGUGUGAAGAUGCAAGAUGGUCGUAAGACACGAAAGCAAAACAAGGACCAGAAGAUCACUAAUGACCUCCACAAGAUCAACAAGAUACUUGCUAGAAAGAAGAUGGAGAAGGAUAUGGAUGGUGGUGAGGGUGGCGGCCAUUAUGACGAUGAUGAACAGCCUGGCAAGAAGAUUCGAGUUUGAAGCUAGUUUACUUAUUAGGGAACUCAGAGGUUGGCUUUAUGUAAAGUGUCCUGGCUUGUUUCUUUCUUGAUGACAAGCUUGUUGGCUGACAGGGGCCCAAACCAUGGCCCUGAUAUCAUGUUGAAGAUUUUUAAAUCGACAAGCCCGGGGGACCCUUCUAACUACACUGAUAAUGUGCCCAACUUUACUCCCUGCACAAUCCGUGAGGUGUGGAGUUUUACCACAAAAAGCUUCGGUAUUAGUUAGAGUGAAGUAAUCAUAUUUAAAUCCCAUUAUUUUCUUUUCACCUGCCGAUGUAGGAUUCCAAUUAGCCCGGAGCCCAUCUUUUGAAUAUGGAAGCAGCAAGUAUAUCGAAAACUGCCUUAACACCCGUUGCAUAAAGUCAUUUUUGAUGUAGUGGUCGAUUACGUACUUUCUGUAAGUCAUGAUAACAUGGACACUUGUCUAUCUAUUUCUCAUAUUGUAGAACCAAAAACUCUUGUCACAGGCUAGGGGUUGAGUUUAAAGGUCAAUACAUUUCUAUCAUAUUUUUGUUGCAA